UUCCCGCCUUACCCUUGCCUCGCCUCCCCCACCGGGUACCCCUCGCCUGAGUCCCGUACCCUUCUGCCGCUGAGCCUGAUUAUCUCCAUGUCCCCCCUUUCCCUGAUCUCCUGUGCUCUCUCCUCUCCCUUUAGAGACUUAUUUCCACCCCAGUCCUUUUUUUUUUGAGGAGUCCAGCCCCCUUUCCCGUGGCGGAGGUGGGGCAGCAGCUGCAACUGUAAACCCUUCCCUAGCAGGUUUUUAGAGCCCUUUGAGUCUUUCCUCUGCAGUAAUGAGGAGGGAGGCCGAGUGUAAGCUGUCCUCGGUCCCCAGCCUGUAGGCUAGGUAGAGGCUGAGUUACUUAGGUGACAUGAAGACCCUCAGGUCUCCCUGACCGUUAAUGCCCUCACUCUGGGUCCCCUAGGAAGUCUGGGGCCAUCUCCCUCCCCAGGAAAGGACCUGAGGAGGAAGCUUCAGUAGGUUGGGCCUGGGCCCUCCAAAGGGAGUAGGUUACCACCCACCUUAGCCUGGACCAGGCCCAGUCCCCUGCUUGGGGGCCUAGAGGUCUUCACGGUGAUUGAGUUUCUGAGUUGGACUGCCUGGGUUGUCCCAGCUGUGCCAUGUAACUUACUGUGUGACCUUGGGCAAGUAACCUCACCUCUCUGAGCAUGUUCAUCUGUAAAAUGGGGAUAACGGCAUGUACCUUAUAGGGCCACUGUGAAAAUAAAUUCUCUGAUUUUGCACCAGUGCCUGGCGUGCUGUGCAAUCUUGGUGACAGGGCUCUUUUGUGAGUAGUACUGAGGGCCCCACAGGACUGCUCCUGGUUGCUGCCUGGAAGCAGACAACUGGGCAUUCAGAGCAGCAGAGGGGGGUCGCCAUAGGCAGGGAACGAGGGCUAGGAAGCCUCGUGGCAGAAGUGGUAGCUGAGCCUCAAAGAACAGAAGAAGGCAUUUGGAAAGGCAGUUACUGCCUUUCGCUUUGGCCUCAUUCAUCAGUGACCCUGCCCUGGCUCCCUCUAUGAGCAACUCAGGGCCUCUUUGUGGAGGUGCAAGUGCUGGAGUGGCCCUGAGCUCUGGAGCUGUAGGAGCAGCAGGGCCCAGGGCUGCCAGACAGAGCUGACGAGGGGACCAUGACGGCAGGUCUGGGCCUGUACAUCUGGGUCCCUAGGGGACCAGCUUCUCCUUCCUCUCUGAGCUAGGCAGCAGCCAUUCUUGGCUGGGCCUCCAGAGUGCUGAACUGCCUUGCUCAAGUAGACACUGGUAGUGAGAGGGGGCCUGGACCAGUCUGAUGUUGGAGCCAGUUGGGCUAUAAUUGGCAAAAGCAGCAUUUGGGAUCCAGGUUAGCUCUGGGGCAGAACUGCCUUAUAGGAUGUCGGGAGGUCAGGCUGACCUGUCCAGGUCCUAGGUAACUUUAGAGGUUAUUUUGCACCUACUGGGAGGGAGGGGUGUUCAAUCCACACACCACCAUUGUCUCCUAACUUGGAGGAAAUUCAUAGCCCUUAAGCUGAGGCAUCUGUGGGGGAUGAGUAGAGGAAGGAGCUUAUAGAGGAAGCUCUUUCCUCUAUAGAAGUUGAGGACAGGGUAUGAGGGCUUGCCAUCCUGGCACCUCCUGGUUUCUUCUGACCCUAAUCACAUAGGUUAGAGGUUUGCUCCACCUGGAUUACUGGUCCCUGAAUCCAGCUUAGGAAGCUAUUUGUGGCUGACGGGGAGGGAGUGGCUGUGGUGUCCUGAGCCAUUGGCAUCCCCUGUCCCUCACCUCCACUAAGGACCCAGGGGUUGAUAGGUUGAGUUGCAGUAGGAGAGACCGAGAUCAGACUGCAGGAAGUUCCCAAAUGAGAGGAGAAGCUCCAAAAGUUGGAGACUAGAGGAAGGGGAUGUUUUACAUGGAGCUGGGAUCCUGUUCCCAGUUUUGCUGCCUCCCCUUCCUGUGCCCAGCACCUUCUGUCUACGUCUCUGGACUAGUGCUCACUUUCUGUGAAAAUAAGACUACCUGUGCUCCCCGGAGGAGAAUAUAUAUAAGAUCGACUUCAUCAGGUUCAAGAUUCGGGACAUGGAUUCAGGCACUGUCCUCUUUGAAAUCAAGAAGCCCCCAGCCUCGGAGCGGUUGCCCAUCAACCGGCGGGACCUGGACCCCAAUGCUGGGCGCUUUGUUCGCUACCAGUUCACGCCUGCCUUCCUCCGCCUGAGGCAGGUGGGAGCCACGGUGGAGUUCACGGUGGGAGACAAGCCUGUCAACAACUUCCGCAUGAUUGAGAGGCACUACUUCCGAAACCAGCUGCUCAAAAGCUUUGACUUCCACUUUGGCUUCUGCAUCCCCAGCAGCAGGAACACCUGCGAGCACAUCUACGACUUCCCGCCUCUGUCUGAGGAGCUGAUUAAUGAGAUGAUCCGCCACCCCUACGAGACACAGUCUGACAGCUUCUACUUCGUGGACGACCGGCUGGUGAUGCACAACAAAGCAGACUAUUCCUACAGCGGGACACCCUGACCCCGCAGCUGCUCCCUGCCCCAGGAGAGUCCCGGGCCCUCGGCCAUGACUGCCCCAGCACUCACCUCUCAGCCCCAAGUCUUCUGCCUGGGGAGUGUCCCAGGAGCCCUGGACCCUGAGUCAGGGUUGGGAGGGUGGGUGUCUGAUGUCCUCAGUCUAAGCCCAUAAAGCUCAUGGGUCCUGGCACCUGGGGUGGGGCAGGGCAGUAGGGGGGCUCUCUGCCUCCGUGUCCAGGAAGGCCUCCUGUGGGAGCAGACGGGACUCUGGACAGCCUAGCUGGGCCUCUUGGCUGUUUCAGAAUAGUGUGCACCUAUCCAGGCUUUGACUAGGUCAGGGCAGGAGCCUGUUUCUUGUCUCCUGCCCGCCACCGGCAGGCCAUUUAGAUUUGUUAAUUCACAGAUGAAGAUCCAUGAUGGGGUCUGGCUGCCAAGCUUCCCAAGGGAGCCUGGGCCCUGGCCCCAGCCCUAGCCUCCUCCGUCAGCGGCCAAGACACUGCCUGGGGUGUGGGUGGGAUUGGCCCAGUCUGCCACCUGUGGUAGGGGCUGGACCGACUGUAUAUAGUUUUCAAUAAACUCUUUCUCCUUU
Artibeus jamaicensis (Jamaican fruit-eating bat) is the source of this 3051-nucleotide messenger RNA. RefSeq names its product unc-119 lipid binding chaperone (gene UNC119). The transcript has 5 exons. Gene Ontology annotation, molecular function: lipid binding. NCBI's taxonomy places the organism in Eukaryota, Metazoa, Chordata, Mammalia, Chiroptera, Phyllostomidae. Bases 2029 to 2466 code for a protein of 145 amino acids. The record is from RefSeq and is a predicted model, not a curated record. Gene Ontology annotation, biological process: nervous system development; visual perception; mitotic cytokinesis. Gene Ontology annotation, cellular component: centrosome; spindle pole; intercellular bridge.